Molecule: messenger RNA, 372 nt
Organism: Momordica charantia (bitter melon)
Lineage: Eukaryota; Viridiplantae; Streptophyta; Magnoliopsida; Cucurbitales; Cucurbitaceae
Source: RefSeq, a predicted model, not a curated record
AUGGCUGCUCAAAAUGGCCACCCAGCAGUAAUCGUGAUCGUUUUCAUUUCUCUGGGCGCAUGCUUUUUCUUCUUCGCCCUCGUCCCAGCUGCAAUUUGCUGUUUCAUCAUAAAAAAGAAAAAGAAGAAGUCUUGUGGUCACCAAGAAGUUGCAGAAGUGAUCCAUGUUGAUGGGCACAGGAAGAUCCACGAAGCCGCUGCGGGCGGCGGCGGUGGCCAUGGGCCGCAGGCGGUGGUGGUGACGAUCGAGGAUGAAGUCUGUAUCGAUGAGGUAAUGAAGAAGAAAGAGCAUGGGGUUGGCCACGGAUUAUUGCAUGGCAAGCAUGAAGUAGGAGGGAAUUCUAGCUCAAUGGAAGUAGCACCUUCUUCUUGA